AAUACAAAUAGAUCAGUAAUGUUGGACGCACAUUUCAAGACGAUCCCAUGCAGUUGGUCCAACCUACCGUAAUGUGAGCCAACGAUGUUGGGCUCCGGCUAAGCGCGUAGACCGUCUUGUCGAAGCACAGCACGAGCUUAGCGUCCGCCACACCAAAUUCCUUCACCGCCGGGUUGGUAUUUGUCUGCAGCGAGCCCACCGUGCCUCGGACCGCCAGGCUGCACAGGAUCACGGUCAGGCAGAACGCACUCAGCCGGUACGUGGGAUGCAUUUUUAUCGAUUUCCUUGUUUAUCGAGCCAGCGACGGAACUGAAACAUGUCCCGCACGAAGCGGUAACUUUUAUAGAAUCCCUUCGCGCCGCGCCUGACGGUGCAGCACGGCAAAGGGAAGGAUGUGCUGGGAGCAGUGCAUUUCGGUGCAAGGGGUGCAGGUGAAAUUUUAUUUCACGUCCGUUACCACUUUUGGCUGCUACCAAAAGUGUCUUCGCUUCGCAAAUCCGGAAACGUUCUCCAAGCCCGGCCAUACAAACGAUUGGAAGGAAAUAAAGGUAACUUUCUCUGGGUAAGAUCGUGUGAGAAAGUGGUAGAAACAGGAGAUAAAAAUUGAAACCAAUUUUUGGAGUGGUCGGUUUUUUGGUUUGUUUUUGUUUUCGUCGGGGGGAAAGGACAUUAAACUGUCGGCUCAAUGAGGCUGUCCUCAAUUACAGGUACACCGCAGGAGUGCAAAACGUAACGGCUUGGAAGUUUAUAAAAGCGGCUUGGUUGGGCACACCGCCCGGCAUACAGAACGGACCGCACUAGCAGAAUGCAUCGGACAGCGGGAUUUGUGCUGAUCGCGGGACUGAUCGUCGUCCUCUGCCCGGAUGUCCGGGGCCUGUACACGUCGAGCGAUGUGAACACGUCGAAGCAGAGCUAUUUUUUCGGCGCAAAAGAUGCGGCCGACAUUUUGUGCUACUCCAAAACGCUUCUCAAAGGCUCGGUAAUGCCACAGGAUGUGUCGUACACCAAUCCGACAGCGGCUAAAAACAUCAACUUUAUUACGCUGGCGGCAGACAGGUACUCAACGCACGGAUUUACGGCCGAUAUUUCUAGUGGCAAGAUUGGAACAACGACCGUUACAAUUAAGAUAAAUGCAAAGUCUAUUUUGCCGUACGCCAUUAUAGUGAAGUACUAUUGUGUAAAGUAAUAUAGCAGCAGUAAGAAAGGAGCGCAUUGUUUUGUUACUUUAAUAAAUAUUUAUUGUCAAAUUUUUAACCAGUUGACUUGAAUUAUUCUUACAAUUAUGACUAUAAAUUUGAAUGUUUGUAUGGUCCGCGGCAGUGAUCGGCAAAUUUUGCGACGAAAAGAAGUACAUUCCUUUAAAAUGCCCCAAGAGCUCCACGUAAUGAGUCCAAUUGAUAGAAUAAUUUUUCAAAAUGUAUGAUGGUUUAAUCACAUGCAUGAAGGAAAAUGAGCCGGCAUAUAGAAAGCAAACAGCCACAAAGCCUUACUCUGCCGAUCACACGUUUUGGACAUUUACUUUUAGCAACAAAAAAUCAGAAUAUUUCGUGUAUUCAAUAAAUAAUUCGCUGGAAAAUACAUUUGCUCCGUUCCACCAAUCGCAAGUAUUAAGUUUAAGUUUAAUGAGCGACCGUUCUUUUUGUAGUAACAGGGUUUGUUUUACUCGUAAAUAUAUUGUUGAAAAAAAUUAG
Anopheles coluzzii is the source of this 1691-nucleotide messenger RNA. RefSeq lists its product as uncharacterized. Bases 806 to 1186 code for a protein of 126 amino acids. The record is from RefSeq and is a predicted model, not a curated record. The transcript is spliced from 2 exons. Lineage: Eukaryota; Metazoa; Arthropoda; Insecta; Diptera; Culicidae.